This is a messenger RNA of Symbiodinium sp. CCMP2592, 1401 nucleotides long. The record is from the annotation of a GenBank genome assembly. NCBI's taxonomy places the organism in Eukaryota, Dinophyceae, Suessiales, Symbiodiniaceae.
AUGAGCCUCUCCGUGAGUCUGGAUGACGCACAGAAGGCAGACUAUGCGCGUGCCCUUGGCGUGGAGCCGGAGAGGGAAGUCCUGCUUUUCGAUGUUGUACAGCGCAUGCUGGCUUUUCCCCUCCCUGAGCCCUGGCGACAGUGCCUUGAUGAUCAGUGGAGGGUCUACUUCUACAACGAGCGGACAAAGAUUCCGUCGUGGUCCCACCCUCUGCUCCGUGCGCACCACGCCAUCAUCAAGGCAUACCGCUGGGUGGACUCUUUCCCCGAGUCGCAGCGCAGCGACGCCGCGGAGAAACAGCUUCAGGCGCUGGCGGUGCAAGCAGAGGCGGAGCUCCAGAAUUGGAGAGAGGUGGGGGCUCCAAAUGGCAGGUCCUACUACUUCCACAUUGAGACGCGCCAGACGACCUGGGACAACCCUUACGACAUCGUUCGGGCAGAGCUGGACCUGGAGGCUGCAACUGGGAUGGAUGGGGACGAGGAUCACGUGGAGCGGGAGGAGGUAUUAGUCGUUGUAGCCGUCGUCGUCAUUGACAGAGCCGCGCUGGUUUGGCAGUGCGUUGACCUGGCUUUCUUGACCCCUGCUCCGGAGUCUGCGGCCACAAGGCGUCACUUGGCUGCCGGCCUGGCCUCUGGUCUGGCUGGCCUGGUCGGCUUAGACUCUGCACAGGCCUACGAGCUCCCGGAUCUGCCCUAUGCCUACGAUGCGUUGGAGCCUUCCAUCGACAAGGCGACUAUGGAGUUUCACCAUGACAAGCAUCACCUGACCUACGUGACGAACAUCAACAAGGCCCUGGAGGGGAAGACCCAGCCUCCCCUCGUCGAGCUGCAGAAGACGGCCAUCAAGGACGGCGCGGCGUUCCGCAACAGCGGCGGCGGCGCUUACAACCACAACUUCUUCUGGCUGGAGAUGGCACCCACCGGCAAGGGUGGUGCACCUUCCGACAAGCUGGCAAAGGCCAUCGACGAGUCCUUUGGCUCCCUCGACGACUUCAAGGCCCAGUUCGAGGCGGCCGGUGCUCCGGGUGCCCGUUUCGGCUCCGGCUGGGUGUGGCUGGUGGUCACCGAUGACAAGAAGCUGGCGAUCACGUCUACCCCGAACCAGGACAACCCACUCAUGGAUGGAGUGGACGGCACCGCCGGCAUCCCAAUCUUGGGAUGCGAUGUCUGGGAGCACGCUUACUACCUGAAGUACCAGUACCGUCGCCCGGACUACAUCAAGGCAUGGUGGGAUGUGGUCAACUGGAACCAGGUCAGCGCAUGGUACGAGGAUGCGCUCGGCGGAACUGCCCCCUCGGCAGACUCUGCCACUGCAACUGCGGCCUUGGCGGGACAGCGAAAGGCGCCGGCGUCCUUCAACCUCAAGCUCGGCUUCGAAGCCAGCGCGAAGUACGGCUCCUGA